This is a messenger RNA of Effrenium voratum, 1998 nucleotides long. NCBI's taxonomy places the organism in Eukaryota, Dinophyceae, Suessiales, Symbiodiniaceae. The record is from the annotation of a GenBank genome assembly.
ACGUCUCAGCGAGUUGGGGCUGCGAAUGGUGCGAUGGUGGCUGGGCAUCCUGCAGUUGAUCCUUUGCGGCGGCGACAACACGCAUGCCGAGGACUUCGAAGCCUUGGGCACCAACUGGUCAGACUCCGCGCCCAACCUCACCGGCCGAGUCAAGGCCCGGCGCGCCGUGGCGUCCACGCUGGAUGCCAUCACUGGCACAGUGGAUGAGACCGCGGUGAUUGUCCGCGGGGUGGGGGACACCACGGCGGCCACCCUGGGCGCCACCCUGCGCCUCACCGGGGGCCUCACACGGGGCCUGGGGCUGGCGGUGCAGUCGUUUGGGGAAGCGCAAGUGGUCAAGAACGGGCCGCUGGCGGCCCCCUCGCGUGUCUUUGCCGGGGUGUAUCGCAUCGCUGGGGCGGUGCUCACUGGCGCGGGCAACGCCACCAUCGGCCUCGGCGGCACCGUGGAGGGCAUCACCUCCGAGGCUGCCAAGGUGGCUGAGGACAGCGUGAAGGUGCUCAGCGCGCCGACGCGGUCCUUGGGCCUAGCGCUGCGGGGCCAAAGUCGCCGGGCCGCGGUGUCCGAGGACAAGGUGACGGAGCCCGACGAGCUGCCAAGCGCCGGAAGCUAUUUGGUGACCCGGCCCCGUCGGCGCCGGAUCUUCGAGCAGGUGGCCCGGCGCUUAUUGCGGGACGCCUUCGGCAGCCCUUCGGAGCGCACGGUGGCCUUGGCGCCGCCCCUCACCUUGGCGCUGCUGGUGGCCUGGUUCCUGGGCCGCGCCUCGCGGCCCGCGAUCCGCGCCAACGGAUCCGCCGCGUCAGCGGCGACGGCGGCGACGGAGGCGACGCAGACCACGCCGUCCUAUGCCAACCACUUCCACCUGGAGAGCUUGAUGCCGGAGGGCGACCCCAGCCACCCCAGCCGCCAGGUGUCUGGGGAGCCCCAGCUGCGCACCAAGUUCUGGCGCCAGGCGCGCAGGCUGCGCCGCUGCUUCUGGGGCGGCAGGUGCCGUCCGGGCGUAUGGCUCCAUGGGGCGGGCCUGGCCAUCAUCAUCACGGUGGUGCUCAGCGGAGACCAGGAGCAGCAGCGCCGGGCGCGCUUGAUGGAGCAGGGCUUGGGAGUGUCCAACGGCGGAGGGGAGGAGAGCGUGCGGUGGCUGAACUUGCUCUUCGGGGCGGUGUGGACCCCUUUGCAGAAGACGGUGAGCGGUUUGGGCGAGGAGCUCGCGACCCUGGCCACCUUCACCUUGACCGCUACGGAGCAGGACGCCCUGAGCAUCGCCUUCGAGAACGUCACUUUCGGGCUGAAUCCGCCCGUUCUGGACGCCGUGCGUACUCCUCGGGAGUCUGCGGCGCAAGCGCUCUCCAAAGCCAUGCAGGAUGCGCGAGACCUGCGGCCGCCGGGAAGUUGCCGGCCGCAAGUGGUGAUGCUAGAGGCUGACCUCCUGUGGGUGGCCGACCGGAUCUUCGAGGUGGUGGUCAAGGCGAGCGCGCGCUCUUCCAAGACUUCCAUCUUCCCAAAGCUCCGAGUGCGCCUGCGGGAGCUGGUCUUUGGCCCAGUGCCUAUCGCCGUUGCCCUGGAAGCUGCGCCGCAGGGAUAUCCCUACGUGGGCCUGGUGGCGCUGACGUUUCUCUCGGAGCCGGCGGUCGACUUCUCCAUCACCCCGGACGGCCUUCUGGGGGGCGCAGUCACGGCUUUACCCCUCUUGCGGGAAGCCCUUUCUGCUGGCUUGGUCUCAUCUCUGCCUCUACUGGGCGACGACAACUACCAGGUCCUAGUUUACGAUCUCGGGGAGUACCUGGCGCCGGGGCUCUUCCCUGCGCCUCCAUCUCCCGAGGAUACAGCCGCAGCUGACCAAAAGGCGAGUCAGCCAAAGUUUUCAUUGCCCUGGCCAUUCUGGCGCAGAAGGAAGGGCACAGACGUCCAGAAGUGAGCUGUGAACCAGUCAGUUCCUUGCCUAGCGAGGACGGACAGAAGAGGCGGAUUCUCCUGAGAGAAGUCUGGGGAGUCCAGACA